GCGAGUUUAGUUCUCUAAUUUUUCCUGAAAAAGAUGCUAUUUAGUUUUGAAAACUCAAUACAGAUGAGUAGAAUUCAAAAAUUGGUAUCUUGAGUGCCAUUUACUUUGUAUCCCCUUUUUUCCGAGUGAAACCUUGAUUUUUAAAAAGUGUUGAGCAAAAAUGAGUGCGUCUUUUGCUCUAAGAAAGCUACUCUAUGCUAAUAUCCAGGAUGAAGAUGUGACCAAACGUGGUUAUCAUUACACUGGAAGCUAUGAGCCUCUGUUAGGGUCUAUCUGCAUUUUUCAACCAUCUGCUGUGGCUCCCCGAAGCGGACUGACAUUGGCCUCACUUUGUUUUGGUGCAUGUACGUUAGGCUGCUUGACUAUGAAAACCCGCAAUAAUGAAAAGUGGUGGUUUGGGUUAUUUUUGCUAGCUACGUUUUAUUAUAAUUCUGUCAAAGCACACAAAGUCAACAAUGGACUGGUGGGGCAUCAAUGCGGAUUCCUUGCAUCUGCGUUGGGCACGAUUGGCUGUGCGUGCCGUCUUGUAGUUCACAGUGGAUCUUCUCGGACAAACAGGAGGUUACUAGCUAUUUUUAUAGGGUUGAUGUGGUAUGAGAUCGGGCGCUAUCAUCUCUGGGCGGAACACGUCACCGAGUUCAAGCGUGACAUCACACCAGAGCGUUACCACAAUUUAUUGACUGAGUACGUUCCGCAAAAUAUAGAGGUUGAAUUUCUGCCUUACCGAGGCGUGUCGUCAUAA
This is a messenger RNA of Phytomonas sp. Hart1, 742 nucleotides long. NCBI's taxonomy places the organism in Eukaryota, Euglenozoa, Kinetoplastea, Trypanosomatida, Trypanosomatidae. The record is from the annotation of a GenBank genome assembly.